CUACCAGGUUGGUUCAAUAAAAUCAAAUAGUUAAGUAAGAUAUGGAAAAAAAGUUUUACUACUCGAAACAAAAAAAUUUUGUACACGAAGCAACAGCAGCGUGGAAUGGGUAUACAAACACAAACAAUCAGGAACACAAGACAGAUACGCAAUCGCAACAACUUGACUCGCCUGAGGAUUUGGCCGUAGUGCCCUCCAAUCAAAAGGCCAAUAGCCAGGUGCUGCCGGUGCAGCCAAAGCCUUUUCAGAGAGACACUUUUCUAGCCAGCAACGCACGCCAUCGCAUACUUGAGGACUUGGCCGGCGAGUAUCAUCGGCUGGUGCGCGACAUCGAGUGGCAUUUGCCGGGGGAAGCGGCCAAUUCGGGCAGACGCUUGGCAGCUGGCGCCAGCCAAGUGCUCUUUAGGUAUAACCAUCAGGUCAGGGAGCCUGCGGACUGGCAGCCGGAUUUGCAGCAGGAUUUGGAAGAGGAGAGUGGCGAUUAUACCAUUGGAUUUGUGGAGCUGUUCCGCCAGCGUAUGCACUACGAUCGACUGGGCAUACCGGUGACAACAUUAGAGCUGAUCUACAUGGGAGAUCGCGAGCGCGAAUGGCGCCGACAGCAACGCAAGGAGCGCGAGCGCGAGCGAGAGAGGGAGCGGGAACGGGAACGGGAGCGGGUGCGGGAGGAGCGUGAGGUCGAGAUCUACCAGUGCCAGCAGCGCACACGCCAGGACAGCUACACCCAAACGGAGGGUGAACGGGUCCAGCUGGGUCAGCGUCUGGACGGCGGCUAUCGAGCUCAGGAUGUCUGUGCGUGCGGAUACAUGGAACCGGAACCACCGACCACAUGCGCCGAACUUUACUGCGUUGCCGACUUUAACGGGAACGGGAACGGAAACGGCGAUGGGGACGAUGACUGCAACAAGCCGUUCCACAAGAUGGAGCCAUGGCAGCAGGAGUGCGAUGAUUUCUAUGAGCCGGUCAACCUACCAAAUCCGUUGAGCACCUCCACUGGUCAACCAUACGCACGAUCCGGUCAGUACUUUGAAGAGUUGCCGGUGCAGUCGAUGCAUUACAAUCAGCCGCUGUUGGAAGAGCAAGAGCCAAUCGAGCCGCAAUUCGAGCUGGAGCCGAACCAAAUUGUUGAUCCCAAUCUAAUGGAGCGGUCGGUGGAUUGCGGCUGUUGCAGCUGCCAGGCUAUGCACAAAGUGGAAAACCUGAAGAGCAAGCGCUUGAUCAAUGGGGCAGCGCCCCCACCGCCGCCGCCGCCACCGCCACCUCCUCCACCACCGCCGCCACCACCACCACCUCCAACAGCAACGAACACAACAAUAACAAUGACAACAACAACACAACCAACACCACCACCACCCCCACCCCCACCGCCGCCGACCCACGUAUUAACGACAGCGCCGAAAGAGCGCAGCAGCUCGGCACAUCAAAGGAAAGGGGAGAAUCGAAAGCCGGAGAAGCAACGGGAUGCCUUUGCGGCCGAUCCAGCCAAAUCGAGCCAGAGCCAACUUAAGAAGCCGCAUUCACUUGGCUUCCGCUAUCGCUAUCCAUCAAUAUCCAACUACAGCGGCAAACGGACACAAAGUCUGGAGUCCAAUAAUAAUGUCGAGUUGACCCAUCGGCUGCGCCGCACGCCCAAAAUUGUGAAUUUGCCCGGCAGGGUGGCCGCCCAGCAGCACGCGGCAAAGCGGUUCGGUAAGUACCAGGCGCUCAGCCUGGAUACCACGGAUAAGGUGAAGGUGCUCCUGGCACCGUGCACACCUCGUUUGCUGCUCAACGAACAGAAUAUGUCCGGUCUGAUGAAAACCAAGCCCAUUGUCCACACGGAGACAUCGUCGCUGCAGCAGCUGGAUCAUGAGCUGGACGGCAUGCCAGAGAUUCCACAGGCAGCUGCUCAGCUGUCGUCCGAGUGGAGUGGCAUAAAGGACGGCUCGGCGGACACCCUAAACGAGGUGUGGUGCAAUCCGAGUGCCUUCGACAAGACUCGCCCACCCGGCGGCCUAUAUAGUCCGCGCGAGAGGAUCAAAUAUUUGCCAAUCGAUGCACUGAAUGUUGGCCAUGUGGGCGCUCCGAUCCUGGGCGAGGAGGCCGCACGCGCUGCCGUUGAGCGAUGCGCCUACUUGUCCCGCGACUUCGACUGCCUAAGCCGGGAGCAGCGCGCCCAGGACAUUGCCUUGCGCCUGCGCCAGCUGCGUCUGUUUCAGGACAAGGCCAGCCGCAAUUAUAUGCGCAUGCUGAGCGCCAUGGGAUCGGCGAACUGGCGGAAGUCGAGCAUCGGGGACACAGGUGGCAUACAGUUCGAGUGUCCACUACGCAUGCCGGGCUGUUCGACUGUUCGUCUGCUCAACGAAUCGCUGCUGGCCCACUUUCUGGAGGUGCAUCUGAGUGAACCGGGACUGGCCCUCAAUGAGAUCUACGAACGGGAUCAGGUGCUGAUCAUGUUCCAGCCGCGCUCCUUCAAGCGAUCGCAGAACGUCUGCCUAUCGAUGAUCGUCUAUGCUGGGUACAAGAAUAAAUCCUUCGAGCUGCCCCUCAUGCAAUACGCGCGCGUCUACAAUGCGGGCCUGCCCAAAGACUAUGCCAAAUACACGGGCCACAUGCCCCUAUUUGUGAUGGCCUGUCGCACCCGACUGCAGCAAAAGCAACAGACGCAGGGAUCCACGGAUUUCCAUUCCGCAUCGACAGGCGCAUCCAACGCCACAUCCGAGACCCUGUCUGCCGCCGAGGAGGUGCGCAUGGGCGGUGAGAACGUAAUGGCCUUGUGGAUGGUCAGCUUGGAGCUGCCGCAGCCGGUGCACGUGCACAUGACCGUCUUCAAUCGGCGCGUCGACAUCUGCCGCAGCAGCAUUAUGCAGGUGCGUGGUCUCGACCAGUGCCACAAUUGCGAUCAGUUCAUGCUGAACAGCAAGAACUAUAUGCGACUGACUGGACAGGACUUGCGUGUGCUAACCAAUGACUACACAGAGCCCAUCUAUUUGGAGCUCUCUGUUCGGGAUUAUGCGGUCCCCAUAACCCACGAUAGACCCAUCAAACUGCGUCCCACGCUGAUCCAAUGAUGUGAAAAUCCGUAAAUCCAUAUGGGAAAAACUCGGGAAGCGAAACUUUUAUGUACUCCAUCAUCAUCUCAACGAUUUGUUAACCAAAUUUUAUUGCAAUGUUUCUAGCUAGUAAAAAACUAACCAUAUUUGGCAUAAACAAUAAGUUACUAGUAAUAAAAGUAUCCCAGAGAUA
Drosophila montana is the source of this 3225-nucleotide messenger RNA. RefSeq lists its product as uncharacterized. NCBI's taxonomy places the organism in Eukaryota, Metazoa, Arthropoda, Insecta, Diptera, Drosophilidae. The record is from RefSeq and is a predicted model, not a curated record. Bases 42 to 3050 code for a protein of 1002 amino acids. The transcript has 2 exons.